Ilex paraguariensis (yerba mate) is the source of this 2286-nucleotide messenger RNA. The record is from the annotation of a GenBank genome assembly. Lineage: Eukaryota; Viridiplantae; Streptophyta; Magnoliopsida; Aquifoliales; Aquifoliaceae.
UUGACUAUCGGCCUCCUAGAUGAUAGUCUAAGGUUUGACUGUUCCACGCCCUUAUCCACCGCAGAAUGGAAAUGAAAGCGAGCUCAAGUUAAACAUCAGAUUCUGUUGCGUCCAACUCUUUCAUUUUCGUACCACUACUCUCUCUCUCUCUCUUAUUAUGAAAAAUUGCCGAAGACAGAAGAAAUCACUCGUCCAAUAUUGGUGCUACUACUGUAUUCUUCCCCAUGUAUAAUUAUUAAUCUCACUCUUACAUAUACAAGUAUAAGUAAACAUUUGUUUAAUCGGUUUUACCUGAUUUUAUUCUCACCAUUCGUCCUCGUUUCUUUCCUUGAAACACCACAAAUAGGGUUUGACAUUUACACCGACGACGAACAUUUACGCUAUUCGUUUCUGCAAUUGUUUCCAAAGAACUCGAAACCCAGGUAUUGGAUUGGAUGGAUUGAAGAAAAAAUGUGAAGUUUUGAUUUUAUUGGUGGGUCUUUCAAAUGGGUAUCAUGCACGUGAUGGGUUUUAGUUGUUUUGGUGCGUUCGAUUCGUGUAAAGGCGAUAUUGGAACCCGGACAGAAGAGAUUGCUACCAACAAUGUAAGGCUUUAUUCCUACCACUCGUUGAGAGCGGCGACAGGGAACUUCCAUCCAUCAAACAGAAUAGGUCGGGGUGGUUUUGGAGUAGUGUAUAGGGGAAUUUUAAGAGACGGAACUCAGGUGGCCAUUAAGUCUCUUUCUGCAGAGUCAAAACAAGGAACUGAUGAGUUCUUGACAGAGAUUAACGUGAUCUCAAACAUUCGACAUACGAACCUGGUCCAGCUGCUUGGUUGUUGUGUUGAGGACACUAAUCGGAUAUUAGUAUAUGAAUAUAUGGAGAACAACAGCCUUGCUGGUGCUUUACUAGGUUCUAAAGGUGAACGUGUUCCUCUGGAUUGGCCUAAGAGGGCUGCUAUUUGUAUGGGUACGGCUUCAGGUCUUGUAUUUCUUCAUGAGGAAGCUGAACUUGCUAUAGUCCAUCGAGAUAUAAAAGCCAGUAAUAUACUUCUUGAUGAAAAUUUCCGUCCUAAAAUAGGGGAUUUUGGGCUGGCAAAACUUUUUCCAGACAAUGUCACUCAUGUUAGUACUCGAGUGGCAGGAACAAUGGGUUACCUAGCUCCUGAGUACGCUUUAUUAGGACAACUUACAAAGAAGGCAGACGUGUAUAGUUUUGGGGUGCUUAUGCUAGAAAUCAUUAGUGGCAGAAGGAGUAGUAAAGCUGCAUUUGGAGAGGAACUGUUGGUCCUGGUGGAGUGGACAUGGAAGCUGAGAGAAAUGGGAAGACUUCUUGACGUCGUGGAUCCAGAACUACCUGAAUAUCCCGGGGAUGAGGUAAUGCGCUUCAUUAAAGUUGCACUCUUUUGCACACAAGCUGCUUCUCACCAAAGGCCUUCCAUGAAGCAAGUGUUGGAGAUGCUUUCCAAAGAGGUUAACCUCAAUGAGAAGUUACUAACAGAGCCAGGGCUUUACAGGCCGUAUCACUCCCAGCAAUCGGGAGGUGGUGGUGCAACUGAGACGUCGUUCUCCCUGGUGAAAAAAGGCAAGCAAUCAGACAACAAUCCUUCUGUAACUUUGACCCAGCUGGAUAAUUUCCAGAGUUUCACACAGGUGCUUGCUAGGUGAUGCAUAUAUGAUAUAUACCUUUGCUUCGUAAUUUGUAUUACUCUUUUUGCAAUUUUUGUUUCCAGAGCCUGCAAAACAAGGAUCCGGAUCAUUUUCAAUGCACUUUUGUUUUAAUUCCUUUCUUAACACAUCAUUCACCAUUAAUGAGUGAGGGACUCAUUUAUAUGUAAUGAGUCCUAUUUGAAUAUAUGGUAGAUGAUAUACCAAGAAAUUUGAAAAAAAGUGUAUUGUAGGAGAUGCCAUUCGAUAAAACACUACCUAGUUUGUUUGUUGGGCUUAAUAUGUUUGAAAAGUUUAACAGUUAUAUCAUUCAGUUUUCAGGAUAGACAAACAACAAUAAAAUUUAUUCUUAAAAAUAUAAUUUUAACUCUUAUUUUACUCAUUAGAAUGAAAUUAAAUAGCUUAUCCAAAUUUAUUCCAAACAAGAGAGAGGGUAAUUGAACCAAAAGAACCUCCCUAAUCUUUCUAAUGGCCUGAAUACCCUGAACAGUCCAUUAGAAUUGGACAUUCAUAAAAGGGUAAUUUGGAAGUCGGUACAAAAAUUUAGACUCAUUUGAGUUAAAUUAUAUUAAGUAAACUUAUUUGGGUCUUGGUGCAUUUUUUAAAAAAAAGACUAAAAGGGUAUUUAUUACUCCAUUAC